AUGUUUACUCGGCCGGGCAUCCUUGUGGAUGCCUUUCCAUCGCCGUAUCCAAACGAGGAGGCUGCUCGCUAUGCCAAUGGCGGCGCGAACCCGCCAGAUCUCAGCGUUUAUACCACGGCCAAACAUGAAGGCUUGGAUUACAUUUUCGCCUUGCUUUUGGGUUACAGGGACCCUCCUGCUGGCAUCGACGUGCGCGAUGGGUUGUACUACAACGUGUACUUCCCCGGAGGCCUCAUCGGAAUGCCCAGCCCUCUGCACUCAGAUGGCCUGGUCGAUUACGAGGACGGCACCCCAUGCACGAAGUCGCAGAUGGCCAAGGAUGUCGUGAACUUUCUAUGCUGGGCUGCAGAACCAGCACACGAUGAGCGCAAGCUGAUCGGUUUGAAGGCCAUGUCCGCCUGCUUUGUCGGGACAUUCAUUGUUGGAUUUUGGUACCGCAGUAUGUGGAUCGGGUUCAAGACCCGGAGAAUUGAUUUCACGAAGGCCGUCAUGUGA
Molecule: messenger RNA, 495 nt
Organism: Symbiodinium sp. CCMP2592
Lineage: Eukaryota; Dinophyceae; Suessiales; Symbiodiniaceae
Source: the annotation of a GenBank genome assembly